UUCCAGCUGAUGUGUAGCGUGUAGGGUGUCCUGGACACAUCUCUGAACACAGCACAUCAGUCCUUUUGUGACUGCUUCAUUCAACUUUCUCCCAGUUUCGCAUCUAGAAUCUUCUGGGUCUCCAACAGCAAAGACAAUGAAUACGUCUGUGGCAAUGGUGCAUUUUGAAGAUGUGGCUGUAAACUUCAGCUUGGAAGAGUGGAAGAAUCUAAAUAAUACCCAGAGGACUCUUUACCGGCAUGUGAUGUUGGAAACUUACAGUCACCUAGAGUCAGUGUGGUGUGCAGUGAGCAAACCAAACCUGAUCAUCAGUCUGGAACAAGGAGCAGAGCCUUGCACUGUAAAGGAAUCCACAGACCAUAUCUCCCCAGAUAUCCAGGCUGUUCAUGGAUUAAUUGAGAACAAUGAGAAGAUGUGCAGCAAAGGUUUUUUGCAACAUAAAUUCAUUAAUGGAAAAAUAUCAAUUAAGGAGAGUAAUGACUUAGCAGAAACAUUUGGAUUGUGCUCAGUUCCUAUUUCCAAAGCAACUGGAAACACUGGAAACUACUCAGGAACAAUGAAACCUGAAACAUAUGAUGCUUCUGAGAACAUUUGUCUGCCCAUCAAAUGUGAUGAGAUUCAUGCUUUAGAGAAACCUGAGAGAUUUAAUAAUAUUGAUACAUCCCUCAAAUCUGAUGAACAACAUUCUAAAAGUGAUCAAAAUGAUAAUAAUGAUAGCAAGAAAGUAAGUCUCACUCACCUUCAGAAAAAUUGGUUCAGAGAAAAAAUGUCUGAAUCUAGUGUAUGUGGUAAAACUUUGGAUAAAAUAUUUAGUAUUGUAUAUGAAAAUGAAAAAUGUAGAUUUGAAAAAAUACACCUGAGAGAGCAAUACUAUAAAUACCAGGAAACCUACCUGCAUUCAGUCCUCAAAAAACAGGAGAAAACACAGAUAGAAGAGAAACUGUAUGAAUGUAAAGAAUGUGAGAAAGCUUUCUACAGGGAGUCAGCCCUGACCUUACAUCAGAGAAUUCACAAAGCAGAGAAAAUUUAUGAAUGUAAAGAAUGUUCAGAAUCAUUCUCCUGGAAGUCAGCCCUCACUAUACAUCAAAGAAUUCACACCGAAGAGAAACCUUCUAACUGUAGAGGAUGCUUCUCUUCAGACUCAGUCCUUACCAUACGUCAAGGAAUUCACGCUGAAGAGAAACUUUAUGAAUGUAAAGAAUGUGGGACUUCUUUUUGCAAGAAAUCAGUCCUCGCUGUCCAUCAAAGAGUUCACAAUGAAGAGAAAAACUAUGAAUGCCAAGAGUGUUCAAAAACAUUCUCCUGGAAGUCAGCCCUCACCGUACAUCAGAGAAUUCACACACUGGAAAAACCGUAUGAAUGUCAAGAAUGUUCACGUACUUUCUCUGUAAAGUCAGCCCUUCUACAUAAGCCGGUCCAGACAAGAGAGAAACUUUAUGAAUGUAAGGAAUGUAGAAAAACUUUAUAUAGGAAGCUCUACCUCAAUCUACAUCAAAGAAUUCACACAGGAGAGAAACCUUAUGGAUGUAGUGAAUGUUCAAAAACUUUCUCCUGGAAGUCAGCCCUCACAGUACAUCAGAGAAGUCACACAGCAGAGAAAACGUACGAAUGUAAAGAAUGUUCAGAAUCAUUCUCCUGGAAAGCAGCUCUCACUGUACAUCAAAGAAUUCACACUGGAGAGGAACCUUAUAAAUGCAAAGGAUGUUUCUCCUCGGACUCGAUCCUCACUGAACAUCAAAGAAUUCACAAAAGAGAAAAACUUUAUGAAUGUAAAGAAUGUGGAACUACUUUCUAUUCCAGGGUGGGGGUCAGUGGUGUCACCAGCACCAGGGAUUCCAUAGACUUCACCCCACAUCUUUUAAUUUCCUCAAUGUCCCAGGUCCACAUGCAUUUAGGAAGCCUGAAGCAGAAGAUGAGAGGUUCCCCAUGA
Messenger RNA from Suncus etruscus (white-toothed pygmy shrew), 1930 nucleotides. Its product is annotated as zinc finger protein 717-like. Lineage: Eukaryota; Metazoa; Chordata; Mammalia; Eulipotyphla; Soricidae. The transcript has 6 exons. Gene Ontology annotation, biological process: regulation of DNA-templated transcription. Gene Ontology annotation, molecular function: RNA polymerase II cis-regulatory region sequence-specific DNA binding; DNA-binding transcription factor activity, RNA polymerase II-specific. The record is from RefSeq and is a predicted model, not a curated record. The coding region runs from base 137 to 1930 and encodes 597 amino acids.